AUGAGUCCCAGGAACUCAGACGAGGAGCGCAUCGCCUUCCUUGACCACACUUCCUUUGACGGCAAGGCUGGCGACGAUGUCUUGGACGAGAUUGUCUUGAAAAGACCCAGCUCGCCUCGGCGUGUGCCCCAUCGAGUGAAGAAAUGGUUGCGAUCACGACCACGCGUCCUCCGACGCAGCGUUCUCCGACACCCUGUGCAGUCUCUUCUCGCGACCCUCAAGAUCCUCAUCAUCUUCAUCAUCGUCCUCUUCGUAGCCACGCCGAUCCUCGCGCCCUCCUACACACGACUACCCCCACACUACAGCGAGCUGAAAGCACGAUGCGAGGGCCCCGAUGCGCCCUCCGGCUGCGCGAACCCGUUCCACGAGAAGAUAUUCAUAUCCGUCAGUUUAUAUGACAGAGAAGGGCACUUGGCAGGAGGUCGUUGGGGCGAGACGGUGCUGGAGUUGAUCCAGAUGCUGGGGCCCGAGCACACGUUCCUGAGCAUCUACGAGAACGACAGCCCGGGCGGCGAGGCGGCGCUGCAGGAGUUCAAGAGCAAGGUCCCAUGCGCGCACGAGAUUGUGUACGACCCACACGUGCCGCUGGCGGGCUUUGGAAAUAUCACCAUGCCGGAUGGGACCGAGCGGAUGAAGAGGCUGUCGUACCUGUCCGAGAUGCGGAAUCGCGCGUUGAAACCGCUAGAUAGGUUCAGGAAGGAGGAGGGCGUGGUCGAAUUCGACAAGGUGCUGUUUUUGAACGACGUUGCUUUUCACCCCAUCGAUGCGAUGCAGCUGCUGUUCAACACGAACCUAGGCCCCGACGGCCGCUCCCAGUACUUGUCCGCUUGUGCCCUCGACUACAAGAACCCAUUCCUGUUCUAUGACCUGUACGCCCAGAGAGAUGCGGAGGGAUACUCCAACGGUGUGCCGAUCUUCCCGAUCUUUACGACGGCAGGGAAUGCGACCUCGCGGGCGGCUAUGCUUGCGCAGAGCGACGCGGUCCCGGUAACUUCUUGCUGGAGUGGCAUGGUCGCCAUGCAGGCAGAAUACGUGCAGAACAUGAACGAGACUCUGCCGUUCCCUGAGUUCCAGACCAUCGGCGCCCACGACAUCGAUCCCGACAACCCGGUACCGAUUGAAGCACCGGUGCGAUUCCGAUACGAGCCCGAGGUUUUCUUCGACGCAUGCGAGUGCUGCCUGUUCUUGGCCGACGUCUCGACAGCAGCGCGCAAGGACAACGCAGCCGAGCAGGGCGUGUUUGUCAACCCGUACGUGCGUGUCACCUAUGAGGAGUCGACGCUCAAGUGGGUUUCGGCUAUCAAGCGGUGGGAGAGGCUGUUGGCCAUCCCGCACCGCAUCAUAUCCUACUUUGCCGGCCUGCCCAGGAACAACCCGUACCGCGAGGUGCGCGAGGGCGAGCCGUUCGUCGAGGAGAGGUGGAACGUGGACGACAACGACUGGGAGCUGGUCAACCGCACGGGCCGGAGCGGGAUGUUCUGCGCGGUCCGGGAGAUGCAGCUCAUCCAGGUCGCGGAGAGGACGGACGAUAUUAAUUGGCAGAAUGUGGCCAUGCCGGCAGGCCAGAGGCUCAACUUCCCGACCUAA
This is a messenger RNA of Diaporthe amygdali, 1587 nucleotides long. RefSeq names its product glycosyltransferase family 69 protein. The transcript has a single exon. The record is from RefSeq and is a predicted model, not a curated record. The coding region runs from base 1 to 1587 and encodes 528 amino acids. NCBI's taxonomy places the organism in Eukaryota, Fungi, Ascomycota, Sordariomycetes, Diaporthales, Diaporthaceae.